AUGGAUACUAUAAUUAAUGGUAUUAUAAUAUCAAGCUAUGAAGAUUCAGUUAAAGAGAGAUUGAUUACAACUGUAUUGUCAAAGAUAACAAUUGCAACUGACUUGAAAUCAUUGGUUAUCAGCUUGAUAGAUAAUAAUAUAUUGCAAUAUGAUAAUGAUUUAAAUAAAUGUAGAUGGUCACUAUUCAUUGUUAAUCAUUGCUUAAACAACAGUAAUAAUAAUAAUAAUAGCAAUAGUAAUAGUAAUAAUGAAAUUAUAAAUCAUUUAUAUAUGGAUAUGGAGAGAUUUGAAUUGUUCUUUGCAUUGAUACUAUCGGAUCAUCAAACUAUUACGACAUACCUAUUGGAACAAAUAACUAUUCUACUGAGACAUGUGAUGCUAUCAUCGUAUCAUACAUCAGAUAAUCAAUUCAAUUUAGAUAUACUAAAGAGUUAUCUACAAACUGUAUUCAUAACAUUUGAAUCGAAAUUAUCUUUAUCUAUAUUAAGAUCGCUGCUGGCUAUGUUGAGCUGCUUGACCGAACAAGCCAGAGAUGCAACCGGUGCAUCGACACAAUCGAUCGUUGUGUCGUCGUCGCUCGCCGACAUUCUCAAUCACUCGCCGGUUGAUCUGAUAGUGCUGUACGUGCCGCUGCUGAUUGAGAACAAGAGCAUCUCUGACCAGCAUCUCUAUCUUAUCAUUCGGUCGUUGAUAACACUGCCGGUGACACCUACCAACUCUGCUUGGAUACUGGAGACACUGAACACCAUGAAAACGGUAAAGAAGAACCGACUGCUCGUAUCGCUCACCAUCGAAUGUUCACCGAUCCUCUUGAAACAGAUGUUUCAAGGUCCGCUACUGCUCGAGAGUGCCUACGACGUCAUGGAGAACAUGCUUCUCGGCUACCAACACUCACCAGAUGCGUUUCACCAGAUAACUUCAUUGCUUCCUGCCAUUAUCGAAUUCAUUCUAUUACUAAUUGAAAAGAAGAAGAAAUUGGUAUUACAACAUCAGCAACAACAACAGCAGCAGCAGCAGCAAGUUUUUAAUGUUACACCUCCUCAAAGUAGUAGUAAGAUUAUAAACUUUAAAGUUCAUAAGGUUGUGAAGGAUUUGACUGCUAUGAAUGAUAGGAAACAAUUGUUAUUGUAUGCAGUGAAGAAUUGUAAUGAUAGCUAUUCAAAUUGGUGGUUGUUGAUGGAGAGUCAUGAUAGGCUACAAUCACUGUUGACAAGAGUUACAAAGAUGUCUUGGAUUCUUAUGAAUCAUUACUCUGGCUAUCCAGAGCUGUACUCACCGUUGACCGAUAGACUACAACGGUUGGGACAGCCAUACAACCAGCCACCAAAAGAAUUCGAAUGCAAAAUGAUACUGAAAACCAACGAGUGGAAAGGAAUGCAAUCGAUGCACUACGAGAAUACCAAACUAGGUAGAACAUUGAGUGAUCGAUCCGGUCUCUACAAUCUUGGAAACACUUGUUUUAUGAAUUCAUUCUUACAAUCCUUAUAUAUGACAAUACCAUUUAGAGAUUACUUUCUAAGUGAAAUGGAUUCACCUAAUUUGACACAGGAAUCAAUUGAUUUGGUUAUGAAAAGAGGAAACAUGGUUAAACAACUUCAAUUGCUGUUUGGAUAUCUCAGGUAUUCAGUUAGAUCGGCAUUCUCACCUUCGAAAUUCCUCUCGACUCUUUCAUUUGAAUAUCAAACGGGUGAACAACACGAUACUUAUGAAUUUGGAAAGUAUCUUCUCGACUCACUAGAUUCAAUGCUAAAGUUUGAAAUGAAAUCAAAUCACUAUCUACAACAAAAACAUAAUAUAUCAACAACAACAACAACACAACAACCUGAAUCAAAAGGAGAAUCAACAACAAGUACAACUACAAUUGCAACUACAUCAACAACUGCAAAUGCAACAACUAUUAAUAACAAUACAACUACAGUUGUAACGGAUAUGUUUGGUGGAAAGAUUGAACAAUCCAUUAAAUGUUUGAAAUGUAAUAAUGAAUCGAUAUCAAAGGAAGAGUUGUUUGAGUUGUCAUUGGCAUUUCCACCGGAACAACAACAACAGAAUCAAACGACCAUCAAUGAUUGCGUAGAGUUGGACCAAUUGAUUCGAUAUUUCUUCUCAGUUGAACUACUCAAUGCCAACAACCGUUAUCAUUGCUCAAAGUGUGAGUCACUCCAAGAUGCAGAGAGGAAACUUCAGAUAUCCGGAUCACCACCCAAACACCUAAUACUUUCACUCAAGAGAUUUGCCUAUAACAUACAAUCGAAAUCAAUCUCUAAAAUUUUCACAAUCGUUGACUAUCCAGAAACAUUACAUAUUCCCUCGGAUUAUGUUAAUUUAGCAACAAAUACAAACGCAAAUACAAAUGACAAUACUCAACAAAAACAACAACAACAAGAAUUUAAAUAUCAAUUAUAUGCAAUAAUAUUUCAUUCGGGUACAAGUGUGAAUUACGGUCAUUAUUUUACCUAUGCAAAACCGAGUCUUUCUAGUGAAGAUGAUUGGUGUUUGCUUAAUGACAGUAAUGUACAGUUGAUUGAUUUGAAAUCAAUUAAAGAUGUUCCAAAGAAAUUCCAGAAAGAUACACCUUAUAUUUUGUUUUAUAGAUUAGCCGAAGCAACGAAAAACAACAGCAAUAACAACAAUGAAAAUAUGAACUUUGAAAAACCAACAGUUACCCCCGCAGACAUACAAGAAACAACUCAGCAACAAACCGAGACACAAACAACAACAACCAACAUACCAAAACCAUUGCAUGAUGAAGAGAUGAAUGUUGCACCAUGGAUUGCAAGUGAGGUGAAAAGAGAUAAUAAGAGUUUAUCUGAAUCAUCAUCUUCAACUAAAGCAACAUCAGUCUUGGAAUCAAUAAAAUAA
Molecule: messenger RNA, 2859 nt
Organism: Heterostelium album PN500
Lineage: Eukaryota; Evosea; Eumycetozoa; Acytosteliales; Acytosteliaceae
Product: peptidase C19 family protein
Exons: 4
Coding region: 1-2859 (952 amino acids)
Biological process (GO): protein deubiquitination
Cellular component (GO): cytosol; nucleus
Molecular function (GO): cysteine-type endopeptidase activity; cysteine-type deubiquitinase activity
Source: RefSeq, a predicted model, not a curated record